Molecule: messenger RNA, 3066 nt
Organism: Penicillium macrosclerotiorum
Lineage: Eukaryota; Fungi; Ascomycota; Eurotiomycetes; Eurotiales; Aspergillaceae
Exons: 1
Coding region: 1-3066 (1021 amino acids)
Molecular function (GO): protein binding
Source: RefSeq, a predicted model, not a curated record
AUGGAGGGCCAGCCAAGAACCACUACGCGACCGUCGAGUGGGAUUCCUCGACUAGCAGCUUCGCGUCUACCCCUGCCAACUUCCACAGCUUCGAAAUCCCUUCGCCCCUCCCCUUCCCGUGAUCGCCUACAGGCCGACCCUGGUCUAGAUCAUAACCGUCUACGAAGACCUUCCCGCGAGUCGCUCCUCAAACAGCCAAGCCCACGAUACUCCAACUCCCCCAGCGUGACUCCUUCGAUAUUAGAUGAACCAGAGCGUGGCUUGGAUGAUAUACAAGUACCAGAGGAAGAGAGCGUGGCCGGUGGGGAUGAUGAAUCUGGAGCAACAACUGAACCUCGCGGCCGGCUACGAGAAGUGCAGCCGUCGUUGUCGGAGCGAACAAUCGAAACAAUUGCCCACAUCCCGCCGUCCCCGGCGUCUGUGAAACGGCAAUCAAGCUUCUUCAACGGAGCCAGUCCAAUCCGGUCUCCUUCACGAACGCCAUCCAACGUGUCCGGCUAUUCCAGAUCACCGUCCCGAUCUUCCUCCGGCCAGGCCAGUGGCAAUGAUCUUGUAUCUCAACCCGUAUCUAAACUUCGUCUUCCAUCUCGUUCUCGCAUGUCUAUGACUUCUUCAGCUUCAUUAUCGACCGGCAAGGUUUCAGAUACCAACGAUAGUCCUUCAAAGAUGAGAUUGCCGUCUGCAAGGCAAAGCCUUGCAGGAACCAGCGCGGUGACUGAGGCAAACACGCCGCUGAGAAAGACAAUGCCAGGAAAAAUCAAUACUCUAGGAGUCACGGCCACUAAAGGGCCGGUGACCCGCCCUUCGCUGGCCAAGAAGCCCUCCAAAUCUACCUUCUCAGAGAUGGGCCCACCAGAGCGACCUCUGCAAGUCCGGAAGACGAGGAAGCCUCAAACUGACUCCCCUUCGGCAAGCCCUUCGGGAACGAGAUCACCUUCUACUGCGUCACGAUACGUGUCCGCUGCUUCCACCCUACAGGAUGAACUCACACCGGAGCAACAGGCAGAGAGUGAAGCUCGCAAAGCCUCCAAGUCAUCCAGUGCUCUACGAGAGAGUAUUGCGAAAGCCAAAGCGGCUAGAAAAGCGGCGGCAUGUAACAAAGAGAAAUCUGCUCCAACAGUGAACGCGGCUGCUACUUGGAAUAGCAUUGAUGUUGUUGAAGACCCAUUCAAUCAGUUACCCAAGGGCUCAAGUAAUGCUGUACUUCAGAAACGCAUUGAAGGAGCCCGUGCAUCGGGUACUCUGAAUAUUGCGGCUUUGUCUCUGACUGAAAUCCCGAAAGUGGUGAUUGAUAUGUAUGAAUACGAUCCCGACCACCCAUGGUUUGAGAGUGUCGACUUGAUCAAAUUCAUUGCUGCAGAUAACGAUUUGACGGAGGUGUCAGAUGCGACCUUCCCAGACAUCGACCCAGAACAGUUUGAUCCGGAUAGCGAGGAGCGAGGGCUUCAAUUUGGUGGCGUGGAAACAUUGGAUCUUCAUGGAAAUCGACUUCAGAGUCUUCCCAUUGGGCUUCGGCGUCUGCAUAACCUGCGCUUUCUCAACCUGUCAAACAACGAUUUUACCAUGGAGAGGCUUGAGAUAAUUUUUGAGAUCCCAUCUUUGGUGGAUUUGAAACUUGCAAACAAUAAUUUGAAAGGAGCGCUAACUUCAGAAAUUGGCCGCCUUCGUCAAUUGGAAGGGCUAGAUCUACGUGGUAAUGCCCUGACAGUGUUGCCCCAAGAGAUCGCGGAAUUGACGUCCCUCAAAGUUUUGGAGAUUGGCGAGAACCACUUGGCAUCCCUACCGUUCGAGAUUCUGAGCAAGCUUCCUCUGAAAACUUUACAUGCCCCUAAGAACAAGCUAGAAGGCACGCUGAUCCCAGAAUCCGUCGACCGUUUUGAAGAUCUGCAGUCUCUCAACAUUGCAAAUAACUUCGUGGAUGUUUUCGCGGCCAACCCCAUGCUUUAUCUACCUAGUCUUCGCAGCUUGUUUAUCGGUGUUAACCGUAUAAAGCAGCUACCCUCUGUAUCUUCAUGGCAAUCUCUAUCGGUUCUAUCUGCUGAGGACAACAGUCUCACAGAUAUCCCAGCUGGAUUCGUGGAACUCAAGAAUCUGAAGAACGUUGAUUUCACUGGAAACAACCUGACUCGUCUUGAUGACAAGAUUGGGAUCAUGGAGAAUCUUUCCUCAUUCCGAGUCGCGAACAAUCCGCUUCGUGAGCGCAAGUUUUUGAGCAUGGGUUCGGAAGAGAUCAUCCAGGACCUGCGAAACCGAUGCGAGCCUGAUCAGGCCCAAGAGACGGAUGAUGAAGGAUCAGUGGCGACUCAAUUUACGCUUGCCCCCGAGGCGCCCGAGCCAGAGAAUACCUGGCGUGUCAAGCCUGGUGGAGUCGUCGACAGGUCAUACUCGGAUCUGACAGAUCUGGAACCGAGCAACCUGGAGUUGAUCCAAAGCGAGGACGUUCGGUGUUUGUACCUACAGCACAAUGACUUACGCUCGUUCCCGGUUCCAGCAAUCUCAUUUUUCUCGCAAUCUUUGGUCGAACUUGACCUCUCUCACAACCCCCUCGACAGCUCGGUCCUUAUUUCUGCUUCUUUUGAAAUGCCAAAACUGCAAACCCUGAACUUGAUUGCUGCGAGUUUGACUUCUCUAGAACCCCUGUUGACGAACCUGCAAGCUCCUUCGCUAAACUUCCUCGAUGUUUCUAAUAAUCGUUUGACCGGAACUCUUCCUCACAUUCGUCAGACAUAUCCGGAUCUUAAAACCUUCAUCGCCUCAGAUAAUCAGUUCGCCAGCUUGGAAUUCGAGGCCGUCCAAGGCCUGCAGGUCCUGGAUGUUAGCAAUAACGAUAUCGACUAUCUGCCGCCCAAAAUCGGGCUCUUGGGUGCUGAGCGCUCACCGCAAAACUGGGGAACGGGGUCUUCCCUACGACGCUUCGAAGUUGCUGGCAAUCGCUUCCGCGUUCCCAGGUGGCAAGUUGUUGCCAAAGGCACCGAGUCGAUCCUAGAGUUCUUGAAGGAACAUAUCCCUGCUCAAGACCUUCCGGUGUGGGAGCAUGAAGAUGCGGCCCCUGUUGAUGAAUACUGA